UAAAUCACGCAAAUAAAAAAAAUUGAAAAAGAAAAGGAAAAGAAAGAGAGAAGAAAUCCAGAACAGUUUCAGAUGAUGCUCUCUCAACCGUCUCUCUUUCGAACAUCUCUCUCUAUCUAGAAGAGCAGAGGAGGGCGGGAGGAUAAUACCUGAAACCCUAGCUUGUGAUUGCUUGCGUUUUAAGUAUUCGAUCCAUCCGCAAUUUGAUGCCCUGAAAUGUGCUUUCUGGAAAACGAUUGAGACGAGAGAGGGAGAGAGUGGAAGAACGCUAAGGAGUUAGGAUUGAUUGAUUGAUUGAGUUUUACUGUGUGUUUUAUUGAUGAAGCAACUUCUUCGGUGGCAGAGGACUCUGAUCCUCUGUAUGCUGUCUUUCACCGUGCUUGCUCCUCUCUUCUUCGUAUCGAAUAGGUUCAAAACCGUCAAUUCUAUAGGUCGGAACAAGUUCGGUGACGAUUUGUCAAGUAUUCAGAAAUAUAGGACCGAUGCUAUAACACUUAAAACGAUUGAGCAGGAGUGGAGUGAUGGCUUGAAAGAGCCAAAACUAGUUGUUUAUGAAGAUAAAGACUUAGGAUCUUCUGUCAGUGACAAUACUCUUGAGAGGAAUAGCGAUUUUACGAAAUCUGUAAACGUCAGGGACACAGCCAACGUUUUGGAUAUGAAUGUUUCAGGAACUAAUCAUGAGAGAGAACAAGAUAAUCAGAAAAUUCAGACAAUAACGGUGCCAACCAAUCCUCGUGAAAAGUUGCAGGAGAAAUCCAAUCAAACAACAGUUCUCCAAAAACGUGAUGCACAGUCUCAAUCACGGAGAGUGACGGAUUUGAAAGUAAAACAGAUUAGGGAUCAGCUUAUUAGAGCCAAGGCUUACUUAUAUUUUGCACCACCUGGUAGUAAUUCCAAUUUGGUUAGGGAGUUAAGAGUGAGACUUAAAGAAUUGGAUCGAGCUGUUGGUGAAGCUACCAAAGAUUCAGAUUUGUCUAGAAGUGCUCUGAAGAAAAUGAGAUCCAUGGAGGUUUCCUUAUCCAAAGGCAGUCGAGUAUUCCCAGACUGUUCUGCCAUGGCCACCAAGCUCCGUGCUAUGGCUUACAGCGCUGAAGAACAGGUUCAGAUCGAAAGGAAUCAAGCUGCAUAUCACCUUCAGCUUGCAGCAAGGACUACUCCAAAAGGUCUUCAUUGCCUUUCUAUGCGGCUGACAGCUGAAUACUUGGCCCUGCAGCCCGAAGAAAGGCAACUGUCUAACCAACAAAAAUUCUAUGACCCGAAUUUUUAUCACUAUGCCGUCUUCUCUGAUAAUAUUCUGGGUUGUGCAGUUGUCGUGACCUCCACCGUAUCAUCUGCUAUGGAUCCAGAGAAAAUUGUUUUCCAUGUGGUGACUGAUGCACUCAACUAUCCGGCACUCUCAAUGUGGUUUUUGUUGAAUCCCCCUGGCAAUGCUACGGUUCAGAUUCAGAGCAUAGAGAAUUUUGAAGGGUUGUUGACCAAGCAUGAUUCCAUGCUUAGUAGGCAUAAAUCCAAAGAUCCAAGAUAUACUUCUGCUCUGAACCACCUGCGUUUCUAUCUGCCAGAUGUCUUCCCUCUACUGAAUAAGAUUGUGCUAUUUGACCAUGAUGUGGUAGUGCAAAGGGAUCUUUCUGAACUUUGGAGCAUUAAUAUGAAGGGAAAAGUAAAUGGAGCUGUUGAGACUUGCCGGGAAAGUGAACCUUCCUUUCGAAGGAUGGAUAUGCUUGUUAAUUUUUCAGAUCCAUUGGUGGCUAAGAGGUUUGACGUCAAGGCAUGUACAUGGGCAUUUGGGAUGAAUAUAUUUGAUCUGCUUGAAUGGAGGAAGCACAAUCUUACUGCAAUCUUCCAAAGAUAUCUACAACUGGGAUACAAGAGGCCAUUGUGGAAAGCUGGGAGCUUGCCGUUAGGCUGGGUCACAUUCUACAAGAAAACAAUUGCUUUGGACAAGAGAUGGCAUGUUCUGGGCUUAGGUUAUGAAUCUGGCGUCGGACGGGGCGAAAUCGAGCGGGCAGCAGUGAUACAUUACGAUGGAGUCAGGAAACCGUGGCUGGAUAUUGGCAUUAAAAAAUACAAGAGUUAUUGGAGCAAAUAUGUGAAUUACCGUCACCCUUACUUACAGGAGUGCAAUAUCGAUGACUAAUCAAAAGAGAUGGAGCAAAAUCAUCCAUACAUGUUAGCUGAAGUCAAUGAAGAGUGCCAUCUCACAUGAUUCUUUGGUAAUUUGUCCUGUAAAUUUCAUUAAUAUUUUUUCCCGGCAAUAAUUUUGUAGUAGCUGAGUCGAUUCGUAUAAAAAUUACUGAAAUGAAAUAAGUUUUUGAUCGAUAUUGCAAUA
Messenger RNA from Tripterygium wilfordii, 2329 nucleotides. RefSeq names its product probable galacturonosyltransferase 6. The transcript is spliced from 9 exons. Lineage: Eukaryota; Viridiplantae; Streptophyta; Magnoliopsida; Celastrales; Celastraceae. Bases 320 to 2137 code for a protein of 605 amino acids. Gene Ontology annotation, molecular function: polygalacturonate 4-alpha-galacturonosyltransferase activity. The record is from RefSeq and is a predicted model, not a curated record.